GCAAGCAGGGAGAGCCGCGGUCGUCGUUGCCGUCGUCAGCGGCGCUGGCUGUGCUUCCUCCUCGUUUCCUCUUUUCUUCCUUCACACAACCGGCGCCUGCCGGCCACAGCGACCCCUUCCUCUCAGCCCUGUCAGCCCCUCGACGCGCCAUGGAGGAGGAGCGGGCGGGAGAGCAGAUGAGACCGCUACUCACAACGGGUCAUGAUGAAGAAGCUGUUGUGGAUAUGGGCAAAAUCAGCUCAACCAUCAACACAAAUUUUGAAAAAGAGGAACUAGAAAGCCACAGAGCUGUGUAUAUUGGUGUACAUGUUCCCUUUGGAAAGCAAGGCCGACGGCGUCACAGGCACCGUGGACAUAAACAUCAUAGACGAAGAAAAGAAAAGGAAACUGAUAGAGAAGAUGGGCGAGAAUCUCCAUCCUAUGACACACCAUCCCAGAGGGUACAUUUUAUCUUGGGUACUGAGGACGACGAUGAAGAACACAUUCCCCAUGAUCUAUUCACAGAAAUGGAUGAACUUUGUUUUAGAGAAGGGGAGGAAUAUGAAUGGAAAGAAACUGCCAGAUGGCUGAAAUUUGAAGAAGAUGUCGAAGAUGGUGGUGAUAGAUGGAGCAAACCCUACGUGGCUACUCUCUCUCUCCACAGUCUCUUUGAACUGAGGAGCUGUAUUCUAAAUGGGACAGUCAUGCUGGACAUGAGAGCCAGUACACUCGAUGAAAUAGCAGAUAUGGUGUUGGAUAACAUGAUAGCUUCUGGUCAACUGGAUGAAUCUACAAGAGAAAGUGUCAGAGAAGCACUUCUGAAGAGGCACCAUCAUCAAAAUGAAAAAAAAUUCAGUAAUCGGAUCCCGCUUGUACGGUCAUUUGCAGAUAUAGGCAAGAAACAUUCUGACCCUCUCUUGCUUGAAAGAAAUGGGGAAGGCCUUUCAGCCUCCCGACACUCUUUACGAGCAGGUCUCUCUGCCUCAAAUAUUUCCCUGAGAGGAGAGAAUCGCUUGUCCCUUCUUCUCAAUUACCUUCUUCCUGGAACUCCAGCAACUUCAAGGAGCACAACUCCUUUACCUACCCCACAAUGCACUCCACCCUCCAGUCCUAGGUGUGGCCACAAGGGAACCACAAAUGUACAGCCAAGUGAGCUUCAGUGUGCUGAACUCCUAGUGUCUCCUGCUAAUGAUGAUAUCCCCAAAGUAGUAAUUCAUCCACCUGAGGAGGAUUUAGAAGCUCAGGAAAGCAAGGAGAAGACGUCCGAGGAUAAUAGUGACGUUACACCAGGUCUCUUAGCAUCACCCCAGUCAGCACCUGGUAAUUUGGAUACUGGAAAAAGUGGAGAUAUUAAAACCAGUGGAACAGGAGGAAGCAGAGAAAACAGCACUGUUGAUUUCAGCAAGGUAGACAUGAAUUUCAUGAGGAAGAUUCCCAUGGGUGCAGAGGCAUCAAAUGUGUUGGUGGGAGAAGUGGAUUUUUUGGAGAGACCUAUUAUUGCUUUUGUGAGACUGUCGCCUGCUGUGCUUCUCUCAGGCCUUACAGAGGUUCCUGUUCCUACUCGAUUCCUUUUUCUUUUGUUGGGUCCAGCAGGCAAAGCACCUCAAUAUCAUGAAAUUGGUCGAUCAAUAGCAACGCUUAUGACUGAUGAUGUUUUCCAUGAUGUUGCUUAUAAAGCUAAAGACCGAAAUGAUCUGCUGUCUGGAAUUGAUGAGUUUUUAGAUCAAGUGACUGUUUUACCUCCAGGAGAGUGGGAUCCAUCUAUACGAAUUGAACCACCUAAAAGUGUUCCUUCUCAGGAAAAAAGGAAGAUACCUAAAUUUCCAAAUGGAGCUGCUAUUCCUGGAGAGCCUCUCAAAGAAGAAGGCCAUCAUGCUGGACCUGAAUUACAAAGGACUGGAAGGCUUUUUGGUGGUUUGAUACUUGACAUCAAAAGGAAAGCACCUUUUUUCUUGAGUGACUUCAAGGAUGCAUUAAGUCUGCAGUGCCUGGCCUCGAUUCUUUUCCUAUACUGUGCCUGUAUGUCUCCUGUAAUCACUUUUGGAGGGCUCCUUGGAGAAGCUACAGAAGGCAGAAUAAGUGCAAUAGAGUCUUUGUUUGGAGCAUCAUUAACUGGGAUUGCCUAUUCGCUGUUUGCUGGGCAACCUUUGACAAUAUUGGGGAGCACUGGACCUGUUUUAGUAUUUGAAAAAAUAUUAUUUAAAUUCUGCAAGGAUUAUAAACUUUCUUACCUGUCUCUAAGAACCAGCAUUGGUCUGUGGACAUCAUUUUUAUGCAUACUAUUAGUAGCAACUGAUGCAAGCAGCCUAGUGUGUUAUAUCACUCGAUUUACCGAGGAAGCUUUUGCUGCACUCAUUUGCAUAAUAUUUAUAUAUGAAGCACUGGAAAAGCUUUUUCAGUUGGGAGAAAUGUAUGCUUUCAAUAUGCGCAAUAACCUGGAUAGGCUGACACUAUAUUCAUGUGUAUGCACAGAGCCACCAAAUCCCAGCAAUGAUACACUGGAGGUAUGGACUAAGAAAAACAGAUCUGCGGAUACUAUACCAUGGGCUAACCUUACAGUUAGUGAAUGCAAUAGCUUCCAUGGUGUGUUUCAUGGAUCAGCUUGUAGUCACCAUGGCCCCUAUUUCCCAGAUGUUCUUUUUUGGUCUGUCAUUUUGUUUUUUACAACAUUUUUCCUCUCCUCUUUCCUCAAGCAAUUCAAGACCAAGCGCUAUUUUCCCACUAAGGUGCGUUCUACAAUAAGCGACUUUGCUGUAUUUUUGACUAUAGUGAUCAUGGUUCUCGUUGAUUACCUUGUGGGAGUUCCUUCUCCUAAACUUCACGUCCCUGAAAAAUUUGAACCCACACGAAGUGACCGGGGAUGGCUCAUAGAUCCCCUAGGGCCUAAUCCUUGGUGGACACUUAUGGUAGCAGCAGUUCCUGCUUCACUCUGCACCAUCCUUAUUUUUAUGGACCAGCAAAUUACAGCAGUUAUCAUAAACAGAAAGGAACAUAAGCUGAAGAAGGGCUGUGGCUAUCAUCUUGAUCUGCUCAUGGUUGGUGUUAUGCUAGGAGUAUGCUCUGUAAUGGGCUUGCCUUGGUUUGUGGCUGCUACUGUUCUUUCUAUAAGUCACGUCAACAGUUUAAAAGUAGAAUCCGAGUGCUCUGCUCCAGGAGAGCAGCCGAAGUUCCUUGGAAUCCGUGAACAGAGAGUGACAGGAUUAAUGAUCUUUGUUUUAAUGGGGAUGUCAGUGUUCAUGACUUCUAUAUUAAAGUUUAUUCCAAUGCCAGUUUUGUAUGGUGUUUUUCUUUACAUGGGAGCAUCCUCACUAAAAGGCAUCCAGUUUUUUGACCGUAUCAAAUUGUUUGGAAUGCCUGCCAAGCAUCAGCCAGAUUUGAUCUAUCUGCGUUACGUGCCUCUCUGGAAGGUCCAUAUAUUUACAGUAGUUCAGCUUACUUGUCUUGUUCUUCUGUGGGCAAUUAAAGCUUCUGCAGCUGCGGUUGUUUUUCCUAUGAUGGUAUUAGCGCUGGUUUUCAUUCGCAAACUUAUGGAUUUGUGUUUUACCAAACGGGAGCUCAGUUGGCUUGACGAUCUUAUGCCAGAAAGUAAAAAAAAGAAGGAAGAUGACAAAAAGAAAAAAGCAAAGGAAGAAGCUGAACGAAUGUUUCAGACAGUGGACAGUGAAACUGUACACCUUCCAUAUGAAAGAGGCGAUAUGUUAGAGAUUCCCGUGAAAGCUCUAAAAUACAGUGUUGAUCCUUCUGUUGUAAACAUAUCAGAUGAAAUGGCCAAAACUGCACAGUGGAAGGCUCUUUCCAUGAACACAGAGAAUUCCAAAGUAACAAGAUCUAACUUGAGCUGUGAAAAAGAAGAAUGUGUGGAAAUAGACGUGGAAAAUGCAUCUGAAACAAAGUAUGUAGAUGCUGAAACCUCAGUAUAGAAGUGAACUUGAGGGUAUAUAUGUAUCAUUUUAUAGGAUAUAAUGUUAAAAAGUGAUUUCCAUACUUCUUUAAUGUACUGAAGUCUGUGCUCUUAAUAUUAUAUGUACAGUAACAAGGUUUUUAUCAGACAAGAAAGAAGUUGUGAUCACUUUGGAAAUAUUUAUUUUUAGUGAAAAGUUUAUUUUAAUUUUUUUAAAUAGGAAAAUCAAACUUACUUUUUAGUUACCAAUGUGUGCAUAAGUGUCAGAUCACGUUUCACUGUAAAUUAUUGUCUUUACGUACAUAGCUGUUUUUUUAAAAUAAUUUAUUGUAAUACUGAUGUCCUGUUUUUCAGGCAAUUACUGUUUGGGUUUUUGCAAAGUUUUCUGUAUGUCAGUCUCCCCUUGAACAAAUUUCCACUGUGCCAUUUUAUGACUUAACUGUAUUUUCAAACCGUUCCCACUUCAUGUUGCUAUUUCAUGGGUUUCUAAAUUCAUAAUUAUGGGAAUAAUGUCUUCAGGUGUAAAUUAGUAUAUCAUUUAAAUGCUAUUUGAUGCCUUUAAAAAAACACCAAUCUCAUUCUGAAUAGUAGAUCAGUUCUAAUCCCUACUUUGUCAUAUUCCAUGUCCUAGAAAACCACAGUAGUCCUUACUGAGGCCUGUUAUAAGGCUUCCCUCUAUAUGCCAUGUUUUUUACAUGGAUAGCUGUACUGUCUCCACUGAAAUGGACAAGCCAGCUUCCCAACACAAGGCUGUGGACAGGGACUCAGACUUAGGGCUCUGUGUAAAGAUGCAAGUUUAAAUUGUAAUCAUAAACAGAACUGAGUUGGCAUAAUAAGCAUCUUUAUGUAGAUUCUGGUUAUCUAAUAAGUUCCUUUCUUCUGCACAUACAUAAAUGCUAUUGACGAUUGAAGAUAAGUGCAAAGAGGUGAGUAAAAUCUUUAGACUAGUCUCUCAUUCCUGAACCCUUCGUUAAAAAAAAUCAACUUGGGGUGUACUAUUUGUUAGAUUGGCAAGUAAGAUCAUGAGCUUUGUACUUGCAGUUCAGAUUUUUUGCUCUGUAAAGGGGAUAUUUAAUAGCAUAUUAAUAAGGUACAUGCCAAAUAGCUUGAAUAUUUAAUUCCAUUAAAAAAGCAAGCAGUGGUAGGGUAUUCAAAACGUUUCAUCUUUCUUGACAGAUCAUAGUUUACAAAAUGUAACUAGCUCAGUGUAACUCCCAAUGAAGUCAACAGCUCAAGUCAAUGCACAGUACACUUAAAUGGAAGUAAAGUUAUAUUAAAGUUAAUGGAACUUAACUUCCAAAUGAGUGAAUUUUCCAUUCAAAGCUAGAAUGCAUGCAAAGCUUCUGCUGCUUCUCUGGUUAUGUUGAUGAUGGAUGUCAAAGCUUUACUUGUUCAGGAUCUCCGUGAGCCCAUCAGAGAUUCCAUUCAUACUAAACAAACUUUGGGCUGCAGUUACUGUGUACAACAUUUAUUUGCCUUGGUAUAUGCAUUGACAGAAUGUAAAAAAAAAAUGAAGAUAUACAUCAACAUCUUUUAUCAGUUUUCUUGCUUUUUGUGAAAAUGAACAUAGCCUUUCUGAGCAAAACGCAACGAGAAAAACACCCAAUAACUUCAGAAUAUAAAUAUCACUACUUACAUCAACCAUAUUUUCAGACUUUUCAUUUCCUUGUGAAUAUCCUGCAAAUAACUAUGCUUAACUAAUUUGCAAAGUUGUCAUUAGUAGAACCUAGAUUUUAAAGUCAAUCAACAAUUUAGAUAUUGAUGACAACAGUUAUUACUAUUCCCUUCGUUGUAAAAAAUGCUGCUAAAGAUAUUCUGAACUCAAAGUUUGUGUUACUAAAACAUAACACAGGGGAGUACAGACAGUGUCAUUAAUUGAAGUAAAGGCUGAAGCUUAAGCGCCAUCAAAUUAGCUUUGCGCUUUUGUUUUAGCUUUGAUACUAAAAUUGGGAACAGUAUAGUUAUUUUUACUGGAUGCUUGUAUGCCUUGUGCCUUAGCUAGUCUUCUUCAAUUAAUAUGCACUUUUUAAACAAUGUGAAAAUCAUGACAGUCUGUCAUUUACCUUAUCUCACAUAUGUUCAAUGUCUUUAACAAUUAUGUUUAGAAUCAUUUAUUCUAUUUUGGUACAGUCAAAGGAGAAUCAUGUCUGUAAGCAUAUGUAGCUUUCACAGUUAUUAAGCCAUGUUACUGUGUAGGUGUCUUCAAAGUCUUCCAUUACUGUAAACUUCCACUUUCAGAGAAACAUGGUAACAAUUCGCAAAGACCCAAACAGGUUGUCUUGAAUUUUAACCCUUUGCUUCCAAAGCAUAGAAUUCUGUAUUACAGAAUAGCUUGUAUCAACUUUUCACAGGCAAAGGGUUAAUUAGUUUCAUCAUUUAAAUGAAGAUCUGAAAAUUACUUAGAAUCAUAAUAUUUAUUUUUCUUUUUGUUAAAAAAAUGCUGACCAGUGCCAGGAAUCCCAUGACUUGCAAUGUGGUUUACAUUGAUUGUUCCAAUGUUGGUCAUUAAAUGUAUUCUUACAUGUUUUAACCUUUUGGUAUCUGACAUGUCCUGAUGACAUGCUGAAAACACCAAUGGUAACUUCUAUCUAAAUCUACUACUUAUUUUACUUCAUACAAAUGUUAUUUCCUUCUUGGUAAUAAAGAGAAUAGUAUUAACAAAAGACAGUGAAGGAUAUAGCUAUUACUGUACGUAGAUAUAAAUGUUGCCUUAAUAGGUGUAAAUGAGCAGGGGUUAUUUACUGUGCACUGAUUCACCUAAAUUAAACCUAAUUUAAAGCCAGUAUAUUUUCAUUAAACCAGUAGCAUAAAUAGCUGAGCACCUUUUUAAGAUACCUUAGUCACCUCCUGGGGUGCAAACUUGGAUUCUUGUGUACACAAAAGCAGAGCUACCCUUAGGAAAUUGCUUUCUAAAAAUCUCUAAAAUGUGUUUUUUUUAAGUGAGUGUUUUACAAAGAGUGUCUGACUUUUGAAUUUGAUUUAAAAGCCUUCUGUAAAAAUCAAUAUCCCAUUUGGACUCAGUGCUCUAUAUCAUAUUGAAUUGGAUCAAAAAGUUCUGUUCCAUGGAUGGUGAAACUCUUUUCUGAUGGAAGAGACACAUUCUACCAGUGGAAGGCUCUUGGCACUAAAGGAAGGCACCACCUAUAGAGAAACAGAACCUCUUGAUCUAACCAAGUAUGUUUGAUUUUUAUAGAAACAAUGAAAAUUGUGUUCUAGAUAUGAACAAGUAUCUCAUUAUCCUUUAAUUUGCAGUUAUUAUAUAUUGCAAAUUGAGUUUUAGAUAAGUUAUUCCAGGUGAUCAAGGUAACAUAAAAUGUGCAAACUUUGCUCAGCAUCUGCAUUGCUUUUAACAUUCAACAGAACAUUUUCUUUUUUAAAGUCUCAUUUCAAAUGUGUUUAUCUCUAUGUACAGUAGUCUUGAUAAAUGUAUUCUUUGUAAAGGUAGGUUCUAAAUGUAAACUAUGGACAGGUGUGUGCAUUAUAAAAAUGCACUGGUCUGCAUUGUGUGAAAGGGUUAUGUAUUAUACAUAUAUUUUGUAAAUGAAUUGUGUUAAAGUCACCUGUUCAGAAUUUCUAGAUUAGCCAAACAUACUGAAUGUAUUUUGCUUUUUGUUAGGUUUGGUCAGUAAUUUAAUGUUUUUUAAAAAAUGUUUGCUGUAGGUGCCAUCCUUUACCUAAUACAGUACAGAUGUUGUGAGCAACCAUUUAUUUUAGUGAAUGUACAGGCACAUAGUUGUGUGUCAAUAUAUACUUGUAUUCUGAAUGCAAUGUCUUGUGAUUUUACUAUUUGGCAUUUUUUUUAUUUUGUACCUUUUAAGUAAAUUUGUCAAUUAUAGGAAACAGACUUGGUGUGAAAAUAAAGGUUUUCAUAUUUAGAACAUAUUGUCACUAUUUGGCAGUCUUGAAAUAAUGUAUUUAAUACCCUGUUUUUUUGUAAUGCAGUUUAUUAGUCAGGAGACACAUCCUUUGUAAUAUUUUCCCCCUUUUGUUACUGAUGCUUUGUUUUGUAAAUGCGUCUUCCAGUGUUCAGAGCAUUAAGCUGAACAAAAACAUUUACUUGGACUUGGGGUGUAAGUACACAUUUUAUUCCAGUUUUUAUGACAGUUUUCUAAUCGCAUAUGAUAUUUCCUUUUAUAGUAAAAUCCAAAGCAAUUUAACACUGAUCCAAAUGUAAAAACAAUAUUUUAUUAAUUUAUAUAAUGCCUACAAUUUUUCUCCGAUAUGUAAUGUGAAAAAUCCAGCCUUUACAAUUUGUUUAAUGACUGUUGCAAAAACUAUUUUUUGUAAUGUUUCACAAAGUUGACAAAAAAGCAAUAAAAUGCCACUGACUUUAA
Eublepharis macularius is the source of this 8214-nucleotide messenger RNA. RefSeq names its product solute carrier family 4 member 7 (gene SLC4A7). NCBI's taxonomy places the organism in Eukaryota, Metazoa, Chordata, Lepidosauria, Squamata, Eublepharidae. The transcript has 26 exons. Gene Ontology annotation, biological process: bicarbonate transport; monoatomic anion transport; regulation of intracellular pH. Bases 150 to 3899 code for a protein of 1249 amino acids. Gene Ontology annotation, cellular component: basolateral plasma membrane; plasma membrane; apical plasma membrane. Gene Ontology annotation, molecular function: sodium:bicarbonate symporter activity; monoatomic anion transmembrane transporter activity; solute:inorganic anion antiporter activity. The record is from RefSeq and is a predicted model, not a curated record.